AGUUUGAUUUGCGGUCAUAUUGUCAGUUAGAGCGGCUCGGACCACUUGGAGUUGUCUUCAGUUUGUGGUAGUUUCGCUUCGCGAGUGGUUGAGCCAGUUAAAUAGUAGUGACAUACCUCUUGUGUACUACAUACUACAUAUAAACUUAACAUUGGCAAAUUGUGCGACACCCCGAAAUUAUAUUGCACAAUAUAAAUAAACACAAUACACCUCCGUCCAUAUACAUACCUACGAUAUAUGCAUAUAUAAGAUGUUUGCCAGCAAACGAAGAAGCCUGGCGUUGAGCGUGGUGCUAAUCGCUAUACAAACGCUAUCAUGGACGCCGACAAUGAGUUUGCCACAAGGUGCUCCGGAAAUCGUGUGCGACACAAUGUUGCCAUUCCAUGGUGGUGGCAUACCGCCGGCAAGCUCGUUGCCACCAUUCCGAAUAGAAACGUCGUCGUCGGUAAUUGGACAAGGCCAAACGAUGCGUGUGGACAUUGUUGGCGUUCCAGCUGGCUUAAGUUUUGGGGGAUUCAUGGUGCAGGCACGCAACCGCAACUCGCCGCAUCAAAUUAUCGGCCAAUUUAAUCCAUCAACCGAUGGCAGCGCCAAACUGAUGAACUGCGAGAACUCUGUUGGAAACUCAGCUACACAUACUAGUCCAGGACCAAAGCAAACCGUGAGCUUAGAAUGGCUGUCGCCGGUUGACUUUUUGGGCGAUGUUGUCUUUAACGCUACUGUGGCUCAAUCGUACGAUUCAUUCUGGGUUGGUAUACCAUCAGAUCCGGUGCAGAUUGUACGACGUGAUACUACGGACACAUAUCCACAGACCACAAGGAAGCCUUAUGUAACACCACCACCACGUGGUUCUUACACACCACGCACGGAAGUGCCACCGGUGGUAGAAACACCAGAAGAUCCCUUCUAUGCCGACUGUGGACGUAGUAAAACUUGUUUCGGCUUUCCGGAUGGUUGUAUCGCAGGGAAGUCAUGUAAAGCUAUCUCAGCGAUUACGGUACGCGGUGAUGUCUAUGAAUUUGAAAUGAAAACCGGAAGUGGUGGUGCUGCCUAUGUCGCAUUGGGCCUUUCGGAGGAUGCUAAAAUGGGUGACGAUCUGGUGACUGAAUGUGUGCCACAGAACGGUAAAGUGAAUGUGUAUACCUCGUACACCGCAGGUAAUCCUAAUUAUGCUGCCAACAGAGCCAAUGUGCCGCAAAAUAAUGCGCGCUUGCUGGAAUCGUCAGUCGUUGAUGGCAUCAUCUAUUGUAAAGUGCAACGAGAUAUGGUUACUCAGGUGCGUGGCAAAAGCUUUGAUUUACUCAACAACAAAUAUCAUCUCUUGGUGGCGAGUGGAACGGGUCUCAAAGAAAAUAGCGUUGGCUAUCAUGACAUCGGUCGCUUGCCCUCGGGCAGUCCCAUAAAUUUGGCUAUAGUGCAGGAUCUCUCCGGUUCCUCAGUCUUGCUCUUGCGUUUACACGGUGCUUUCAUGGUGAUAGCUUGGAUUGGCACAACGUCUUUGGGUAUUAUUUUUGCGCGUUAUUUCAAACAAACUUGGGUCGGAAAACAGAUUUGUGGAAAGGAUCAAUGGUUUGUGUGGCAUCGUGCUUGCAUGGUCACCACCUGGUCUCUAACGGUUGUUGCCUUUAUCAUCAUAUUUGUUGAAAUCGGCGAUUGGUCUGGCGAACGCAAUCCACAUGCGAUACUCGGCACAAUAACCACCAUCAUUUGCUUCUUACAACCGAUCGGUGCGCUCUUCCGACCAGCGCCGAAUUCCAAAAAUCGCCCGAUCUUCAACUGGGCCCAUUGGUUGGGCGGUAAUCUGGCGCACAUACUAUCGAUUGUGACGAUUUUCUUCGCUGUUAAACUGACCAAAGCCCAAUUGCCCGAAUGGAUGGACUGGAUACUGGUCGCAUUCGUCGUCGUGCACGUGAUUGUGCAUUUAAUUUACUCCAUUUUUUUGUGCAUGCAGAUUGCCGGUUGCUCCGCCGAUCGUCAGCAAACGCAAAAUGUGAACGCUUUUCAAAUGAGCGACAUGGGUCAUCAUGGCAUGCGCAAUGGACAUCGCAUGGAACGCAAAAUGGAUGCGCCGUACGCCGGUUUCCGUAAGGGUCUGCUGGCCGCCUACAUUAUUGUUGUUGUACUCUUCGUGGUGGCGCUGGUGUUGGUUGUGGUGCUGGCACCCAUCGAGGAAACGUUCAAUAAACUCAAGGGCAACUGAACGCACAAUUGAGUAUUAAGUGUCAAGUAAGGGAGGUGUACUUAGCUCAAAACUAAUCUGGAAAACCUGUAAUAAUAAAUACCAAGGGAAUUUGCUCAAGUUUACAAUAUACUCGUAUAUCGUUAUGUUAAAGUGCUAUGUAUGUAUGUAUGUACUCGUUUGUAUGUUCGAAAUCCUGUGCUGUGCUCCAGGGGCAGCAAUUUGUUUAUAACUCCGUGUACUUGUACCUCAAAGCAUUUUUUAGUAGUAUAAGUUCUUCUUAUCAUAUCUAUGUUUAUGUACAUACAUAUACAUAUCUAUUGAAGUUGUAAUAUUUCAGUUGUUUUUGCUCAAGAACUCUGUUGUAGAUUGUUGAAAUAAUUUAUUCCACAAAAAAAAAAAAUAUUUUAUACAAAUAUAUAUACAUGUAUAUGUUUUUAAAUUUAA
Messenger RNA from Zeugodacus cucurbitae (melon fly), 2626 nucleotides. RefSeq names its product putative ferric-chelate reductase 1 homolog. Bases 251 to 2200 code for a protein of 649 amino acids. The record is from RefSeq and is a predicted model, not a curated record. Gene Ontology annotation, molecular function: oxidoreductase activity, acting on metal ions. NCBI's taxonomy places the organism in Eukaryota, Metazoa, Arthropoda, Insecta, Diptera, Tephritidae. The transcript is spliced from 11 exons.